Messenger RNA from Colius striatus (speckled mousebird), 1017 nucleotides. RefSeq names its product coiled-coil domain containing 68 (gene CCDC68). Gene Ontology annotation, biological process: intracellular signal transduction. The transcript is spliced from 10 exons. The record is from RefSeq and is a predicted model, not a curated record. Gene Ontology annotation, cellular component: intracellular anatomical structure. Lineage: Eukaryota; Metazoa; Chordata; Aves; Coliiformes; Coliidae. The coding region runs from base 1 to 1017 and encodes 338 amino acids.
AUGCCUAAUUAUGUUUUAUUAGAAAAUGAGCUAGUUAAGAAGUGUGCCAGCCUGAGCAAUGCUCCUGGUAAGCAGAGGAAUGCACGUAUAGUGAUGACAACUCUGCUACUCACGGAGCAAGUAACAAAAGAAGACCACGGCUCAGAGGGAAACUAUGUCCUGUAUGGAUCCUCGUGUUCUCAAGUCACCGAGGAGGCUGAAUAUGUGAAAAAGGAGCCCCCUCAAGUCCCAGCUGAUAAAGCAAAGAGCAGCGGCUGGAGCUGCAGUCCCAUCACAACAACCAUGAUGGAAACAGAAGAGCAGCUGCUGCUGGUGAGCAGGGAGAACAAAGUGCUGAAGAUCAAGCUGGAAGCUGUGAGAGAAGCAGGUGUACAGACUCUCAGAGCUGCCUCACAGAAGCUGUACAACAACUACCAGGCUCGCUCAGAAGAACUUAAGAAGAGCCAUGAGAGAGAGAAGCAGCAAAUACAGGCCCACAACCUCCAACAAGAAGAAAAGCUCCAGCAAAGCUCAGAGAACUCCAGCCACCUGGCUGAAGGCAUGAGGGAGAAGUGUGCCCGCAUCGCAGAGAUGGAGAGGCGCGUGCAGAGGAUGGAGGAGGAAAAGAAAACUCUGAUAGAGAAGAAGAUGUCAUUUGAAGUGAUGCUUCAGCAGAUGAUGUCAAGGAAUGAAGACACCAAAAAGUGCCUGGAUCUCCAGGAGCAGAUCUCCACGCUGCAGCAGCAGAUCUGCCACCUGCAGUGCGUGAUCCAGGCGCAGCACCGCUGCCUGCGCAGCGUCAUCCAGGAGGCAGAGGAACUGAACAAGGAACUCAAAAGCCAAGACAAAAAGAUAGAAGACCUGACAGAGAAACUGAGUGCACUGGAAGCACAGAAUAAAGAACUGAAAGACAAAGUGGAGUUCUGGUCUGGGCAGCCCAAGGCCAAAGUUUCAAAAGCUGUCUGGACAGACGCCCCACGAAAUCUGGGAACAUCCCCUUACUUGAUGCUCAGCAGGCUGAGGAAGCAAGAGAGCUAA